UGCAGUAAGACAACGGGACAAGAAAACUUGAAAGGUGUCUGGAUGAUGCAGUGUUUGAACAGGAUUUUAACCCUUUAUUCUUCAGUGCAUGUCGCAAUGCAGUCAUUUCCUGCACAUAGAAGUCGUGUUGUUUGUUUCAGCAAUACCAACAACAAUUAAAGGACCAAACUGUGAAUGUGACUCCUCGCCAUUACCCAAGAUUGUUCCUGUCAGCCACACCAUGUGCACAGGUAUAUAGAUUAUGCUUUAGUAAGUCUCAGCCUGAUUUGUGUAAAUGUUAUCCCCCAUUCACAGCAAGAGGAAGAAAACUGAUUUAUAAAUAAUGUGUCUGCGUAUUUCACUUUUCAGCAUUUGAUGACAUUUUAUGCAACUUUCUAUUGGCUGCAGUAGCUUUUGUAGUUGUGCGUAUUCCGUGCCAUGCAGCUCUGGUGUUUAUUCUGAUUGGCUGAUAUCUACUGAAGCUCAUACUCUGUACACCUUCACAGUAACUUUAAAGACGGAGCACAGUUUUGGAUGAUGGCGAGGCGUCACGCUCACUUUUCCACCCUUACGUCCGUUAGAGCCACACAUUGGAGUUGGAGUGGAUUUGUACUUGUGUGCUGAGUCGUCUCCAGUUAAUUUUUCAUUCCCAAAAUCAGCGCAUCACCUCAACCAUCCUUUCUCUCCCUUUGAAGACACCAAGGAUCUGAACAUCCAAAGGGUUAAAAUUCUUAAAACGCACCUUCGGCCGUAGCAAGCGAUCCACCGAUGAGCUGUCAGAAUGUGUUUACCGUAGAGAACUGUUUGUAGCUUGUGCCUUUUGGUGCCAUGGUGUCAUUGUAUUUUGUUUCAUGUGUCUGUCCUCUUAUUCCAACCUGCCUAGGUGGAGAAGCAUUGAGAGCGGCACCACUAGAAUGAGGAACUCACCUGAACGGUACUCAAGGGUGAGCUAGCCUUGCACAGAGUACUGUCUCCUCUCCUGUAGCUAAAUGUAAUCACUGGAGAAACACUAGCCAUAAUUUUACAUUGCUUUUUUUAUUGUUUCCUUACUAAUAUACUGUCCUUUAAGUCAAGCUUCUUUUUUAAAAAUUAUUUUGGUAGGAGUGUGGUUUUUCUUUUCCAGGCCAUGAAGAAGAUGAGUCACUAAAACUGACAGAAAAAUGAGUGGAAAGAUUAAUUGUUCUCAGUAUAGUAACACAGAAGAAAUCAUGUACAGUUAUAAAAGCCAAUUGGCUGUUUGAUUAAGCCAGAAGGCUGACAGUUGAGGAUUCGCUAUAAAUCCUAGGCCGUGCAAACACCUGCUGCCUGACUUGGCUUACUGCACCAAAAGCACCGCAGCUGUCUGCAUACAAACUGAAUGGGGUUGGGGGGUGGAGGAGAAAUGGACAUUUCCCCUCCUACGCCACUAGAGGUAGCAGCUCCGCACCAGCUCGACUAGUCGUCCAUUGUUUCUUGAUCCGACGCUGCAUUUAUUGGCCAUUUUCCGAGUUGAGAAUGUGUUUAUUAGUCGGCUGAUAUCAACCAGACAAGCUGCUUUUUAAACGUUUUCCAGUAGCAGCGGGGACACGGAGUUAAACCUUGUGAAAUUGGCUGAUGUUGGAACAAUGGGGUGCGUCUCAAAACUGGUGUCUUUUCGCUUUAGCACCACAGGAUGGCAGUAGAAGGGCUGCAUUAUUUAUUUGUUGCAGGCAGUAAAGGAGCUGCCCCCAUCCAUGUGAAUGAGUUCACAGAAUUGGAAGGGACUGAUUGCUGUGCAUCAGGCCCACCACGAGACGAGGUGUUCAACACUGAGGUCCACAAUCCAGGCAGUAGCUGGCUUUCCUACUUGCAAUGCAGCAGAUAUCAGGUGAAGCAGAUUGAGAAGCGAGACUCGGUGUUAACCUCCAAGCAGCAGAUUGACAGACUGCUCAGACCUGGCGCAUCGUACUUCAACCUCAACCCCUUUGAGGUGCUGCAGAUUGAUCCAGAUGCGACAGACGAUGAAUUGAAGAAAAGAUUUCGGGCGUUGUCCAUUUUGGUCCAUCCAGACAAAAAUCAGGAUGACCCGGACAGAGCACAGAAAGCCUUUGAAGCGGUGGACAAGGCUUACAAACUCCUUCUGGACCCAGAGCAGAAGAAGAGAGCCUUAGAUGUGAUCCAUGCAGGAAAGGAAUAUGUGGAGCAUAUGGUAAAAGAGAAAAGGAAACAGCUGAAGAAAGAAGGGAAACCACAGGAUGUGGAGGAGGACGACCCAGAGUUGUUCAAACAAGCAGUUUAUAAACAGACCAUGAAGCUGUUCGCAGAGCUGGAAAUCAAGAGGAAGGAAAGGGAAGCAAAGGACAUGCAUGAAAGGAAAAGGGCGAGAGAGGAAGAGAUCGAGGCAGCAGAGAAAGCAAAGCGAGAGAGAGAAUGGCAGAAAAACUUUGAGGAAACAAGAGAUGGCCGUGUGGACAGUUGGAGGAACUUCCAGGCUAAAGGCAAGAGCAAGGAGAAAAAGAACAGGUCUUUCCUCAAGCCCCCUAAAGUCAAGAUGGAACAGAGGGAAUGAUGCUGUAAAAUUGGACUUCACUAGAUUCAAAUCCACUGUUGAAAAACAAACGAACCCCAGUUCUGUGUAUCGUCACCUCAUCGUCUGCAGUCAGCCGUGUUCUCCUCAUCACAGUCAUCGGGACACACGACGACGACGUCCUCAUCCUGACCCUGACAAAACGUAGUUUUGUACUUGGUUUUCUAAAUGUACAUAUUUGUGACCUGGAGGCAGAGAUCAUAACCGUCUCGUGUAUGCAAUGAUGCAUCUUCCACUUAUGUAAUUGAUGAGGAAAAUGUGGUUUGCCAUUAUUUCUGCGUUUUGUUCUUUUGUCUUUCUUUUUUUUUAAACUAAAUAAAGCUUGGUCUUAACAAGCCGACCUCA
This is a messenger RNA of Acanthochromis polyacanthus (spiny chromis), 2869 nucleotides long. It is a transcript of the gene dnajc8, whose product is annotated as DnaJ (Hsp40) homolog, subfamily C, member 8. The coding region runs from base 1631 to 2506 and encodes 291 amino acids. Lineage: Eukaryota; Metazoa; Chordata; Actinopteri; Pomacentridae. The record is from RefSeq and is a predicted model, not a curated record. Gene Ontology annotation, cellular component: nucleus. The transcript has 11 exons.